Messenger RNA from Paramacrobiotus metropolitanus, 959 nucleotides. RefSeq lists its product as uncharacterized. Bases 151 to 765 code for a protein of 204 amino acids. Lineage: Eukaryota; Metazoa; Tardigrada; Eutardigrada; Parachela; Macrobiotidae. The transcript has 3 exons. The record is from RefSeq and is a predicted model, not a curated record.
UCUGCAAAAGAACUUGUAACUUGGUAAACGUCGUUGGUAAAAAGGGACUUACAGGUAGAAUUUUCUUUUUGCGAUUAUAGCUGUUCCAGUUUGCAAGUUUUUAACACUUUGUUAUUGUGUUCAUAGUAAGAUACCUGGUACGCAACGAUAAUGUUCAAUUAUAUGACUUGCCUGAUCCUGCUCAUUUUCCAGCACAACGUGUUCGCCCAGUUUGCGGGAGAUAUUUACUAUAGUAUGAUGCAGGAAUAUUUCGUAAACAAAACUAGUUUUGCAAGUCUUGCACCCGAACUCGCUGCAGUCUUUGAGGGAGCACUUACUACGGAAACGACCCCAACAACAACAACAACAACAACGACGACGACAACACCAACGACAACGCCGUGCCCGACGUGCCACAUUUCUGGAAGACAAUACUGCGAAUUUUGGUACACAUACGAUCAUCCUUGCUAUGACGAUCCCUUCAUGGUUUUGAAGGAACGAGAGGACCUCGACUGCGUUGAGAGGCAUGUUCGUGGAGGCGCGCGCGUUAUGGACCCCUUGAGCAAAGUUUCAUGGGCGACUGAUAGGGACCAUCUGGGAUUGUGGUAUCAUAUCCCAGUAAUGAAAGCGGCAACCUAUGACGAAAACCACGAAAAGUUGUAUAAUUGCUCCGUCAUGAAUGGAAUAGCGAAGCGCGAUUACUGGUGGUUGGCCUGCGAAUCUCAGUGCUACAAGGAGGUCGCCUUCUUCCAGGAUGGACGAGCCAAGCUACCGAAGACCCACUGACCACCGCUGCAUUUACGUGCACGAUGCAGAUUCGCUUUUUCAUCCUGUUAGGGAUAUUCAUCGAUACCGGCUGUUUUGUUUGUAAUUGUAAUCAUUUACGCUUGAACAUAAAAAAUUAUCUUGAAGAAGUGCAUGUACGGUAGUUUCUGUUUAUUUCGUUGUGCGUUGUUGGCGAAAAAUACGAGGAGCAUUAG